UUUUUUUUAAUUUGGGGUUCUUUCUUGUUUUCACCGAACUUUGACUGUGAGAUUUUGAGGAAAAAAAAGUUUUUUUUUUUUGCAAGUGUUCAAGUAUGUGGACUUAAAAUUAGUGUUUUUUUUUUUAAAAUAAAAUCUUGAUGAUGGGUUCUAGGAAGAAUCAGAGUGUUGGAUUUAGUAAUAGUUAUGAUUAUUCAUUCAAGAUUCUUCUUGUUGGAGAUUCUGGUGUUGGAAAAAGUAGUCUUCUUCUCACUUUUAUUUCACAUCAUCUUUUUCAAGAUCUUUCUCCAACUGUUGGUGUGGACUUCAAAAUCAGGAUGCUAACGGUUGGUAGCAAGAGGUUGAAAUUAACAAUUUGGGACACAGCUGGACAAGAGAGGUUUGGAGCAUUAACAAGUUCAUAUUAUCGAGGGGCUCACGGAAUAAUUCUAGUGUAUGAUGUAACAAGACGAGAGACCUUUACAAACUUAUCAGAAACUUGGGCGAAGGAUAUAAAGUCUUACUCCACAAAUCCCGAGUGUAUCAAGAUGCUAGUUGGGAACAAAGUCGAUAGGGAUAGUGAAAGAGCUGUAACUAGAGAAGAAGGCCUGGCAUUUGCGAAGGAGCACAAUUGUUUAUUUCUCGAAUGUAGUGCGAGGACAAGAGAAAACGUGCAACUAUGUUUCAAAGAUCUCACACUGAAGAUACUGGAUGUACCAAGUCUAGUGGAGAAAGGUUCCGCCGUGGUGAAAAAACAAAUCUCGAAACAGAAAGAAGUGCACAAGUCUCAACGUAACGGAAACUGUUGCUCCUAGUUGAAAUACUUGCUACACUAUACUGCAACUGUACUGAGGAGAUCUCGUAAAUGAGCAAUGCUCGUUACGAAGAUGUGCAGUCAAACAACGACAGGUUCGUCGUUGAAGGUGCUGUUCUUUUUUCUUCGCUGGCCGUAGCUAGAUUUUGUUCGUGUAUGUAUAUGUAAAGGUUUAUUUUUUUUUGUUCAUUUGUGAAAUCUUUACAAGAAUGGUGUCAUAAUCGCCCCGUCUACAUCUCACGGGGAGAUGUAGAAGGUGGAAGCGGAAGUUCCUACAUAAGUUGUCGGAUCCUCAAAAGGAAAAUGUAGAAGUUUUGUAACAAAAUGAUUUUGCUGUCUUAUAGAAAGUUGUUCAAUAUCAAUAUUUCUUGGAGAGGGGUGUGACCAAAACAAUUUUUGGAUUA
Molecule: messenger RNA, 1197 nt
Organism: Solanum pennellii
Lineage: Eukaryota; Viridiplantae; Streptophyta; Magnoliopsida; Solanales; Solanaceae
Product: ras-related protein RABC2a-like
Exons: 6
Coding region: 141-794 (217 amino acids)
Molecular function (GO): GTP binding; GTPase activity
Source: RefSeq, a predicted model, not a curated record